AUGGAUAUACCUAAGGAAGCAAGCAUGUAUGAUGAGGCAAUGAGCUUUUGCAAAACAUAUCAUGAUCCUUUCAGCGCAUUAUACAAAUUAAAUACAUCAGAUGAGGCAGAAAUUGACAAAAUUUUCCAAGAAAUCAAAAUCAAUGUUAUAGAAACAAACAUCUGCACACCUUCGAAUAUUUUAUAUAUUAUUUCCGAAAUAAUAUGUUUCAGAUGCCAAUAUUUUAAGUCAUAUUGGAUUCUAUUCAAAAAAAUCUAUGACCAAUAUCAACCAGGAAAUUUGCGUAUUAAUUAUCAUCCUUUCAGGUACCUUAUGUUCAAAGAAUACGGAAUUCCAUGUAUUGAGGAAAUAAUUGAAGAAUGUAAAGAUCUUACCAUGGAUGUUUUUGAAAAAAAUACAAUUAGUAGAGCAAUUAUGGAAAAUGACUUACAAACAUUUAUGAAAAUCACUGAACAAGAUGAUUUUGAUGUAAAUCAGGAGUUGCGUAGCAUUAUCUAUUGGCAGCAUAUGACUUUACUUGAAUUUUGCUGCUAUCACGGAUCUGUUGAUUGCUUUAAGUUGUUAAUAAGUAAAUUCGACUUAGAAUUCACAUGGAAAUGCUUUGGUUAUUCACUUUUGAGUGGAAAACCAGAUAUCGUCAAUGAAUGCUUGAAAUAUACACUUCCCAACAUUCGAUUUAAAGGUGAUCAUAAUAUGAGAUGUGCAAUUUUCUCUCAUAACAUUGAUUUUGUUUCAUUUCUAAUGAAUGAAUACAAUAUGCACGUAAAUUUAUGUGCUUGUGCAGAAUACAACAAUAUUCAAGCAUUUUUAGCAUACUUAGACCAAACAAAAAAUAUCGAUGAAUGCUUUGUUGAAUCACCUGGUUUUAAUUUGAUUCCUCUUUGUGAAUAUCUCUUAUCGAAAGGUGCAGAUAUCAAUGCAAAAAAUAAAUUAGGACAGACAUGUCUUUUCAUUGCAGCCAGUUAUGGUAAUGCACAGCUUAUAGAAUUUUUAAUCUCUCAUGGAGCUGAUGUCAAUGCAAGGGAUGAUUUUAUGAAUACUCCACUUUUCGAAGCAGCAAAUUCAAAAAACAAAGAAGCAAUAGAAUGUUUCCUUGCUCAUGGAUUUGAUGUAAAUGCAAUAAAUUCCUUAGGUGAUAAUCCUCUGUUUUAUUUAUUUGAUUUUAAUAACCCAGAAAAUACAGACGAAAUUGCAGAAAUUUUCAUUUCCCAUGGAAUAGAUUUCAAUUUAAAGAAUAAAGAUGGAAUGAACGCCUUUCAUAAAGCAGCACAAUAUUCCAACAAAAAUACACUCGAGUUACUUAUAUCACAUGGUGUUGAUAUUUUAUCAAAGAGUAAUGAUUGGAAAACCGCACUUCAUUACGCUGCAGUUACCAAUAAUAGAGAUACAUAUGAAUUUCUAAUAUCACAUGGUAUUGAUGUCAAUGCAAAAGAUAAUGACGGAAAUACAGCCAUUCAUUAUGUUAUACUUGAAGAUCAGGGAGGCCCUUAUCCUCCGGAAACAAGUCAAAGAACAUCAAAAACAUUCCAAUAUUUGAUUUCUCAUGGAGCAGAUAUCAACGCAAAAAACAAUCAAGGAAAAACAGCUCUUCAGUUGGCCAGAGAUCAAAACGAUGCAUUUAUGGAAGAUAUUCUUAAAUCACUUGGUGCUGAGUAA
Messenger RNA from Trichomonas vaginalis G3, 1656 nucleotides. RefSeq names its product spectrin binding. Bases 1 to 1656 code for a protein of 551 amino acids. Gene Ontology annotation, molecular function: protein binding. The record is from RefSeq and is a predicted model, not a curated record. Lineage: Eukaryota; Parabasalia; Trichomonadida; Trichomonadidae. The transcript has a single exon.